AUGGGUCCCCUUAUUAUCCUCUGUCUCUUCGCUGUUUCGGUACUGGCGACCGUCACUGUUUCGCCAUCCAACAAUUCUCAGGAUCUGUCCGCCUUCGACGCUACUCACUUCCGCCUCCACGCUGAUGGUCCCCUAAACGGCCAGACUAUCGCUCCACUCACCCAGCAUCUGCUCAAUCUCACCGAAGCAGACCUCAAGUCUUUCGCAAUCACUGGGAACUUAACUAAAGUAGUAGCAUCGGACUCCGUGGACUUGAAUUCCUCUUCAAUCGCCUGUAUUCCUUGCGAUUCUGAAGAUUACCCCGGUCCACUGAAGGUAGCGAAUACUAUCAGCAACGUUGACUCUGCCGAUAAUCCGCCCGGUGCUAUCAUCCUUUACAGUGCUUCGGCAUCACAUUGUAACUUUACAUCGGAUGACGCCGCCGAGAGCUACCGUUAUAUCUUUACCGUUCUCAAUCUAAACUCAUCUACCGAUCUACAAGGCAUCUUUGGCUCCAGCAAUACUACAGCCACCAUAAAUAGUAUGUCUUCAUAUCAGGGGGAGAUCGGCGGCGGUGAUCCUUCAGGGAGCACUGGCAGUGGGGGCGGCCCGAAUACUGCAAUGAUCAUCCUGUACAGCAUUACAGGUAUCAUUACAGCUUUAUUCCUGGGUAUCAUCGUCACAGGUGCCGUGCGAGCGCACCGACACCCAGAACGAUAUGGGCCACGCCGUGUCGCAGGAAGGCCCAGGCAAAGUAGGGCGAGGGGCAUAGCAAGAGCCAUGCUCGAAGGUAUACCGAUCGUCAAAUUUGGCGACGAGCCUCAUGCGGACACUGUAGAUGCCGCCAAGAGAGACAUCGAAAUGGCCAGCACUGAGCAGGAUGGUCGGGAACAUUCUCUGCCUCGUUCGGAGAAUGAUUCCGAGGUCGGCGAGACGACACCCCGUGAAACCGAAACUCCCGCCAUCGAACAAGAAGCCAAUCGACCGAAGAGCACAGUACUUGAGCCCAGACCCGACGCAGCACCAGAUGCAGGCAACUUCUCCUGUCCUAUCUGUACGGAUGACUUCAUUAAGGGCCAGGAUCUACGUGUCCUACCCUGCUACCAUCAAUUCCAUCCAGAAUGCGUUGACCCAUGGCUGGUGAAUGUCUCGGGCACAUGCCCUCUCUGUCGUAUCGAUCUGAACCCACCUAAGGCUGAAGAUGCUGAAGAUGGCGAGAACGGCGAGAACGCAGAGGGUACCAACGCCGAAGGUACUGCGACCGCAACACCCGAAACACCCGCACCCCGUCACUCUCACAACCCUUUAACAAACUACCUGAACGUUCGACGUAUGCGCAACGCAACAGUUGAAGAGCGUAUUGCCGCGCUCCGCCACGUCCGCGAGGCCAACCAAGACGACGUCACGCAGGAUUCAGCCCCCACCCCCAACCGGAGUCGCCUGAGCACCCGGUUUCGUGAACGAUUCCGUAUCCGUACCCGCGCCCACGGCGUCGAUGGAUCCAGUCCCAUUGACAGUGGCGCGAGCACACCCGCAGCAGUAGCUUCACCAACUGUUCCUCCUCCAGCUCAUACCACCGAGACCGAUACUGAAACUGGCACUGGAACGGCUAGCACCGAAAACCCGCCCCAUUCCAGUACAUGA
This is a messenger RNA of Penicillium angulare, 1623 nucleotides long. Its product is annotated as RING-H2 finger protein. NCBI's taxonomy places the organism in Eukaryota, Fungi, Ascomycota, Eurotiomycetes, Eurotiales, Aspergillaceae. The record is from RefSeq and is a predicted model, not a curated record. The transcript has 4 exons. Bases 1 to 1623 code for a protein of 540 amino acids.